UUUAUUAUGGAAAAUAUAACUUUUUUUUUAGAGUGGGAAAUUAUUUCUUUUAAUUCAAUAAGAAUUGUAAUAUCUAUUUUGUUAGAUUGAAUAUCUUUAUUAUUUAUAAUAUUUGUAUUAAUAAUUUCAUCAUCAGUAAUUUAUUAUAGAAAGAGAUAUAUAUCUUCAGAAUUAAAUUUGAAUCGUUUUAUUAUUUUAGUUUUAUUAUUUGUAUUUUCUAUAAUUUUAUUAAUUAUUAGUCCAAAUAUAAUUAGAAUUUUUUUAGGUUGAGAUGGCUUAGGUUUAGUUUCUUACUGUUUAGUUAUUUAUUAUCAGAAUAUUAAGUCUUAUAAUGCUGGAAUAUUAACUGCUUUAUCUAAUCGUAUUGGAGAUGUAAUAAUUUUAAUAGUAAUUUCUUGAAUAAUAAAUUAUGGAAGGUGAAAUUAUAUUUUUUUUUUAAAUUUUAUAAAUAAUGAUUAUAUAAUAAAAAUUAUUGGAUUUUUAUUGAUUGUUGCUGCUAUAACAAAAAGAGCUCAAAUUCCUUUUAGAUCUUGAUUACCUGCUGCUAUAGCUGCUCCUACUCCAGUUUCUUCAUUAGUUCACUCUUCUACGUUAGUGACUGCUGGAGUUUAUUUAUUAAUUCGAUUUAAUUUAAUAUUAGUUGAUAUAUUUUUUUUAAAAAUUUUAUUAUUAUUAUCAGGGUUAACUAUAUUUAUAGCUGGGAUUUCUGCUAAUUAUGAAUUUGAUUUAAAAAAGAUUAUUGCUUUAUCAACAUUAAGACAAUUAGGAUUAAUAAUAAGAAUUUUAAGAAUAGGAAUACCAGAUUUAGCUUUUUAUCAUUUAUUAACUCAUGCUAUAUUUAAGGCUUUAUUAUUUAUAUGUGCUGGAGUGAUUAUUCAUAUAAUAAAUGACAUUCAGGAUAUUCGUUAUAUAGGGGGAAUUAGAAUAUAUAUUCCUUUGACAAGUUUAUGUAUAAAUAUUUCGAAUUUAGCUUUAUGUGGAAUUCCAUUUUUAGCUGGAUUUUAUUCUAAGGAUUUAAUUUUAGAAAUAGUAAGAAUAAGAAAUUUAAAUUUAAUAAUUUUUUUUUUAUAUUAUUUUUCUACAGGUUUAACUAUAUAUUAUACAAUUCGUUUAUUAUUCUAUUUAAUAGUUAAUGAUUAUAAUUUGAUAGUUUUAUAUAAUUUAUAUGACGAAGAUUAUACAAUAUUAAAAAGAAUAUUUAUAUUAUUAUUUAUAAGAUUAGUUGUUGGGAGAUUUUUAAGAUGAAUAAUUUUUAAUUAUCCUUAUAUAAUUUAUUUAUCUAUUAAUAUAAAAAUAAUAGUUAUUUAUGUUAUAUUAAUUGGUUUAUUAAUAGGUUAUUUAGUUAGAAAUAUAAAAAUUUAUUCAAUAAAUAAGUUUUUAAUAACUUAUAGAUUAAGAAAUUUUUUAAGUUUAAUAUGA
Papilio xuthus (Asian swallowtail) is the source of this 1419-nucleotide messenger RNA. Its product is annotated as NADH-ubiquinone oxidoreductase chain 5-like. The record is from RefSeq and is a predicted model, not a curated record. NCBI's taxonomy places the organism in Eukaryota, Metazoa, Arthropoda, Insecta, Lepidoptera, Papilionidae. The annotation marks the transcript as partial. Gene Ontology annotation, biological process: electron transport coupled proton transport; ATP synthesis coupled electron transport. The transcript has a single exon. Gene Ontology annotation, molecular function: NADH dehydrogenase (ubiquinone) activity; NADH dehydrogenase activity. Gene Ontology annotation, cellular component: respiratory chain complex I.